AGAAGAAGGCUUCUCAUCACACCAAAAUCAUAUCUUCUCCUAUAAACCCUUCUUCUACUCAUCUUUCUCUUUGCUUUUCGACUGCAAGUAUGGUGGCUACUUGGGCGCUUCCAAAGGCUAUUGCGAUCAAGUCACUGGAUUUCAAAGACAUAGGCCAUAUUUACCGCCUUGACGAAAACGGUGGGGUAGCUCUCGGAGAAGAGAGCGUUUACAGCACAAGGGCUCGGAUCGAAGUCGAGCAAGCAAAGAUCGACAGCAAGUACGUUAACCUCCGAUUCUCGUACACCAACCGGUACAUGCACCGGAGACCGGACGGGAUAUGGGUCGCUGCCGUCUCCACCACCCCCGUGGAAGACUUAUCCGACCCUUUGUGCACAUUAUUCGAGCCCAUAAAAGUCGACGACAACGACGACGACGAUGUGUUCUACUUGAUUCACGCUCAGAGCGGAGGCCGCCUCGUGACUUCUCUUACCGCAAGACUUUCCUUCUACAUCGAAUUCAACUUAAGCAGCACCACUCAAGGCUAUCUCCGCGCCGUCGAUUUCGACUCAUUAGUCCGCCUUCCCGUUCGCGGCAACCUCGCCUUCAUCGGAGAUAACGGGAAAUACCUCAAGGCCUUCACUUGGGGCAACAACUACUUCCAGCUCUCUUCCGACGUCCCGAACGACAGCCUUUCACGCCACCAGGUGACGGAGGUGCCCGACGGCCAUGUCCGCCUGACAUCCAUCCACUGGAGCGUGCUGUGGAGUCUGGCCAACUCCGGCUGGAUAUUCGGCAACACCACGGAUGCAACCAACCCCAACACUCUCUUCUGGCCUGUCAAAAUCAACGAAAACACCAUCGCCCUUCGUGCAGCGGAUGGCAAAUUCUGCCAGCGUCGCGUCACCAGCAACCUCGCUAAUGGAAGCAUUGGCACCGAGGAGACCACUCCCACCAAAGAAGCCGAGUUGAAGGUGGAGGAAUUGGUGACGAAGAGUUUGGUGAAUAACGUCAGAUACCAGGACGAGUACGGGCGCGUAUUUGACGAGACAGCUCACAAGGGAUGGUCGUCCAUGGUGGUCAACAGCCAGGCCGAGGAUGUAACCUUUUCGCUCUCGUUCACGUAUGAGGACACGAAGGAAUACACCUUCGCUCAUAGCUAUACGCUGGAAACGGGGGUGCCCACAGUCUUUGACGCGGCGCUUCCCUUCGUUGGCCCAGACGGCUCCAUCGAUGAGGCGGCUGCUAAGAUAAAUGCGGAGCUGCAGUGGAACGCUGUGAACUCAAUGACCAGGACGGUUACGGGUAUGGGUUCGAUUGUGGUGCCGGCGAAGAGCAGUGUUGUGAUUAGCUAUGUCGGAAAAAGAGGUAGCUGCAAUGUUCCGUUCAAGUAUACUCAGGUGGACAGUGUCUACAACGCCCCAAUUGGAUCAACACCUGUUGAAGUUGAGUCUGAAGGUAUUGAUGGUCUUUACACUGCCACCAAUUUAUAUGAUUUCAAAUUGGUGAUCGAGUCAAUUCAAGCUAUCUGAGAACACAAAGCCUGAGGGUUUUUUUCAUCAACUUCUUCUAAGUUGGUUUUUUCCCUCACUAUAUAUAUAUAUAUAUAU
Salvia hispanica is the source of this 1589-nucleotide messenger RNA. RefSeq lists its product as uncharacterized. The record is from RefSeq and is a predicted model, not a curated record. Lineage: Eukaryota; Viridiplantae; Streptophyta; Magnoliopsida; Lamiales; Lamiaceae.